This is a messenger RNA of Diaporthe citri, 921 nucleotides long. RefSeq lists its product as uncharacterized. The coding region runs from base 1 to 921 and encodes 306 amino acids. NCBI's taxonomy places the organism in Eukaryota, Fungi, Ascomycota, Sordariomycetes, Diaporthales, Diaporthaceae. The transcript is spliced from 5 exons. The record is from RefSeq and is a predicted model, not a curated record.
AUGGCGACCAACCACCAAGAAGAAGACCACAAGAAGGCGACAGGCCUUCAAAAGGCGCUGGAGACCCAGCUUCUCGGUCUCGAGAAGCUGGGGGCUCUCCCCACCACCGCCGCGGACGAGGUCCGCAACAUCAUUGCGGAGGGGAUCGCCGACAAGUUCGGCGAGACCUACCGAACCUUCCCCUGUGCCCGCGAGGGUACCGAGAUCCGUCGGGACGCAGUCCCAAAGCAGUGCUCGCUCAGAAAGAGCGUCGAGGGGUUCGUUGCAGAGGCACGUUCCCCUGGGAAAGUCUCCAAGGUCAAGGUCCAGGGAGGCCAGAAGAAAGUCAUCACCAAGACGACCACUGCGAAGGAGCGCGCGACAUUCAAAGCGCUUGCUCAAGUCAACGCGGCUCAACGUAACCUGGGCUCCACCAUCGGACACGCUGCGCGAGACGAGAAGACCACGCCUCGCAAGACGGCAUCGCCUGAGAAACAGCAACCGAAGACCUCUCCCAACCCGUCCGACCCCGCCAAGGAUGGCACUUCCAAGGACUGGCAGCAGACUAGACUUGAGAGCGGAGAGAAGGCCUGGGAUGUCUUGCUCGCGCAGAAGGCCGCCGGAAUCAAGGCAGCUGCUCGCGCUGGUAACCAGCAGAAUCCCAUCACGCAGGGAGCGGGAAACCCAAUGCUUCCCGUCGCUCAGAAAGCAGGAGUCACAUCGCGCAAAGACGGGCGGGCUGCGACUGCUGCGACUCCCAAGAACGGAACGGGUGUGCCCAAGUUAGCCACAACUCACCAGCCAUCCGCGGCCGCUGCUGGAACCAGCUGUGAGGCGCCUAACGGCCGCACCACUACCGAAGAGCUGGCUAAGCCAAAGUCUUCAUCCUCUGGAAAGGCCAGCAAUGGAUCCAGCGAAAACCUCAUCGACUUCGGUUUUUAA